AUGUCGACCUCCGAUAACAGAUCUGUUGAGAUCAUUGAUGGCGUUAAUGGCCUCCAAAAGGUUGUCCUCCAUCAACACCACGGCAGUUCUGUCGAGGUAUAUCUGUAUGGUGGACAUGUGACAUCUUGGAAAAAUGAGCAUGGAGAAGAGUUGCUUUUUAUGAGUAGUAAGGCAACCUUCAAGCCUCCAAAGCCAAUACGAGGAGGUAUUCCUAUAUGCUUCCCUCAAUUCUCAAAUGUAGGCACGCUUGAUCUACAUGGAUUUGCUAGGACCAAAUUCUGGAGUGUUGACAAUGAACCCCCUCCCMCCCCAGCCAAUGCCAUAAAUAGAGUUUUCGUUGACUUGAUCUACAAGUCAACUGAAGAGGAUUUGACGACUUGGCCUCACAGCUUUGAGUACAGAUUGAGGGUUAGUCUUGGACCUGGAGGAGACUUGAUGCUAACAUCUCGCAUCAGAAAUACUAGCAUUGACGGAAAGCCAUUUUUGUUCACCACUGCAUAUCACACCUAUUUUUCUGUUUCAGAUAUAAGUGAAAUUCGGGUGGAAGGAUUGGAGACGCUGGAUUAUCUUGACAAUUUGCAGAAGAGGGAGCGAUUUACAGAACAAGGGGAUGCACUAACUUUUGAAUCAGAAGUUGACAAGGUUUAUCUCAGCACACCAACAAAGAUUGCAAUUCUGGAUCAUGAAAAGAAACGGACGUUUGUCAUUCGGAAAGAUGGACUUCCUGAUGUUGUGGUCUGGAAUCCAUGGGAUAAGAAGGCAAAGUCUAUUCCUGAUUUUGGAGAUGAAGAUUACAAACAUAUGCUUUGUGUGGUCGCUGCAGCAGUGGAAAAACCCGUUACAUUGAAGCAUGGAGAGGAGUGGAAAGGAAGGCAAGAACUUUUGGCAGUUCCUUCAAGUUAUUGCAGCGGGAAGCUUGACCCUAGGAAAGUCUCCGAGAGCAGUUGAACGAAAAAAAAUGGGUUGAUGUCAAUAUCAUGUACAGGUGUUCGGAUGCAUUCAUUCAUAUGGUGGGGUAAAAGUAAAUCUGUUUGAAUCAGUUGUAUACAGUUUUGAUUGGUUGGUUGGGGCUCUUCUUUUUUGAAAAUAAUGUUGUGGGUUUGGUGAUUGAAAUGGCAAAUGCCAAACUUAAAAAGGUAGCAUAUGGUCUCAUGAUUGA
Cynara cardunculus var. scolymus (artichoke) is the source of this 1159-nucleotide messenger RNA. RefSeq names its product putative glucose-6-phosphate 1-epimerase. Gene Ontology annotation, biological process: carbohydrate metabolic process. The record is from RefSeq and is a predicted model, not a curated record. NCBI's taxonomy places the organism in Eukaryota, Viridiplantae, Streptophyta, Magnoliopsida, Asterales, Asteraceae. Gene Ontology annotation, molecular function: carbohydrate binding; isomerase activity. Bases 1 to 948 code for a protein of 315 amino acids. The transcript is spliced from 9 exons.